This is a messenger RNA of Tripterygium wilfordii, 4538 nucleotides long. Its product is annotated as mediator of RNA polymerase II transcription subunit 15a-like. Bases 168 to 4169 code for a protein of 1333 amino acids. The transcript is spliced from 12 exons. The record is from RefSeq and is a predicted model, not a curated record. Gene Ontology annotation, molecular function: transcription coactivator activity; chromatin DNA binding. NCBI's taxonomy places the organism in Eukaryota, Viridiplantae, Streptophyta, Magnoliopsida, Celastrales, Celastraceae. Gene Ontology annotation, biological process: regulation of DNA-templated transcription.
CCCUCUCCCCAUAAAUAGUUAUCGUUUUGCAGUGCCAAUAUCGAAUCGAAUGAUUUCUUCUGAAGCGAAGUCAAUUUCUUCUUCUUCAAUCGGGUCCAACGCCUGACCUCCACUGAUUUUGUUCAAAGCUUCAGCUAUCAUCGCUGCAAAUCCACAGCUAGAAUUUGAUGGAUACCAACAAUUGGAGGCCUAAUCCUCCUGGCGGGGAACCUGCGGUGGACACAGGUGAUUGGAGAGCUCAGUUGCCGCCUGAUUCUAGACUCAGAAUUGUCAACAAAAUAAUGGAAACAUUAAAAAGGCAUCUUCCUUUUUCUGGGCAAGAAGGAUUACAAGAACUGAAGAAAAUAGCUGUAAGGUUUGAGGAGAAAAUAUAUUUUGCUGCCGAAAGCCAGCAAGAUUAUCUUCGAAAAAUAUCUUUGAAGAUGCUUACAAUGGAGAGCAAGUCCCAGAACACUGUGCCCAAUCCUUUGCAGUCCAACUCUCCGAGCAACAGCAACAUGCCCCCUGAUCAAGCAUCUCAUAAUAUGCAGUCCCAACUUCAAAAUCAAGGGCAAUCGCUUCCUAUGCAAUUUCCAUCAAGUCAGCAAGCACGCCAACAGUUAUUAUCCCAAAACAUCCAGAAUAACAUUGCAUCUGCUGGAGUUCAAGGUUCUGCUGGUUUGGCAAUGUCCUCUGUGGCUGGUCUAAGCCAGGCUCCUAUUCCCAAUGUUGUUAGCCAGAACUCUAACAUGCAGAACAUAUCGAAUGUUUCCCAGAAUUCAGCAGGGAAUUCAAUGGGACAGGGGGUGCCCUCCAAUAUGUACACUAACUCUCAAAGGCCAAUGGCUGGAAGGCAACAGGUGGUUGGGCAACAACAACAGCAGCAGCAGCAGCAACCACCGCAACAGCAGUCCCAGAACACACAACAGUAUCAUUAUCCGCAGCAGUUACUCAUGAAGCAGAAAUUCCAGCAGGGAAAUCUCCCACAUUCACUCAUGCAAUCACAUAUCCAGCAACAGCAGAACAUAUUACAACCAACACAGUUGCAAUCCUCUCAGCAAUCUGGUAUGCAAACAUCAUCCAUGAUGCAGCCUUCCUUGAUGCAAUCAGCUCCUCUAUCUAGUCUUCAACAGAAUCAGCAGUCUUCUGCCCAACAAUCUACUCAGUCUAUGCUUCAGCAACAUCAACAACCAGUCCUUAGGCCACAACAACAGCCACAGCAGGCUGCUGGCAUUCAUCAACAGCAAAUGGCACAGCAGGCAUUGUUGCAUCCACAGCAGCAGCAGAUUGGGCAACAGGCAAAUGCAUCAAACAUGCAGCAGAAUCAGUUAAUUGGGUCACAAAACAAUGUGGGGAAUUUGCAGCAACAGCAGAGGUUGCUGGGCCAGCAGAACAAUCUUCAGAACCUGCACCAGCAGCAGCAGUUGAUGACUCAGCAAAACAACCUCUCAGGUAUGCAUCAACAGCAACUGGGCCCACAAAUUAACAUUUCUGGUCUGUCACAACAGCAGCCGCAGCAGAAAUUGCUUGGAACUCAGUCUAGUAAUCCAAGCAUGCAAACUAAUCAGCACUCCGUCCACAUGCUGCAGCCUUCAAAGGCACCAAUGCAACAACAACACCAAAACUCGUCCAAUUUGUUACCAACCCAAGGGCAGCAGUCACAACCCCAGCCAUCUCAGCAGCAAUUGAUGUCACAGAUGCAGUCACAGCCUGUACAGUUGCAACAGCAGUUGGGUUUGCAUCAGCAACCUAAUCCAUUACAACGAGAUAUGCAGCAAAGGCUUCAAGCAUCAGGUUCUUUGCUUCAAGCACAAAAUGUAAUUGAUCAGGAAAAGCAAUUGUAUCAAUCACAAAGGGCUCUUCCAGAGACGUCAUCAACAUCUCUAGAUUCCACAGCCCAAACAGGACAUGCUGACGGGGCUGAUUGGCAAGAGGAAGUCUAUCAAAAGAUCAAAGCCUUGAAGGAGACUUACUUGCCUGAAUUGAAUGAAAUGCACCAAAAAAUUGCUGCUAAAUUUCAGCAGAAUGAAUCUCUUCCACAACCACCAAAGCCAGAGCAGGUUGAGAAGCUGAAAGUCUUCAAGGCUAUGUUGGAGCGCAUUAUAAAUUUCUUACAGAUACCCAAACAUAGUAUUGUGCCCAAUUUCAAGGAGAAGUUGGGUUCCUAUGAGAAGCAGAUUAUAAACUUUAUAAACUCAAACAGGCCGAGGAAGCCUCCUUCCCAGCAGCUAGGAGGCCCAGGACAGAUUCUGCCGACUCAAAUGCACUCCAUGCAGCAGUCACAAUCUCAAAUUACUCAAAUUCAGUCUCAUGAAAAUCCGAUAAACCCUCAGGCCCAGUCAAUGAACUUACAGGGUUCUACGGCAACAAUGCAGCAGAGUAGUAUUGCUAAUUUGCAGCAUAGUUCUCUGUCUCAGCAAAACAUGAUGAAUUCACUUCAGCCAGGCUCCAAUUUGGAUUCUGGACAAGGAAAUGCAUUGAACUCAAUGCAGCAGGUUCCUGUGGGAUCUCUGCAACAAAAUCCUGUCAGCGCUCCCCAACAGGCCAAUAUGAAUGCCCUGUCAACUCAAAGUGGGGUGACCAUGCUUCAGCAAAACAUUAAUCCCCUUCAGUCAAAUUCUAAUGUGCUACAACAUCAGCAUCUGAAACAACAGCAGGAGCAGAAAAUGUUACAGACACAGCAGCAGUUCAAACAACAAUAUCAACAGCGUCAGAUGCAGCAGCAGCAGUUUCUGCAGCAGCAGCAACAGCAGUUGCAUCAGCAAGCAAGGCAGCAGAUGCCUGCACACCAGAUGGUCCAGCUUCAUCAGAUGAAUGAUGUUGGCGAGAUGAAGAUGAGACAGGGAAUGGGUGCUAAGCCGGGAAUGUUCCAGCAACAUCUUUCAGCAAGCCAGCGCCCAUCUUAUCCGCAUCAACAACUGAAAUCUGGAGCUUCAUUCCCUACAUCUUCACCCCAACUGCUUCAGGCUGCAUCUCCUCAAAUGCCUCAACAUUCUUCUCCACAGGUUGACCAGCAAAACCUGUUAUCAUCUCUCACCAAAUCUGGAACCCCUUUGCAGACCGCAAACUCACCUUUUGUGGUCCCAUCUCCUUCAACUCCCUUAGCCCCUUCUCCUAUGCCAGGGGACUCUGAAAAACUCAUAUCUGGUAUUUCCUCAAAUGCUGGAAAUAUCGGGCCCCAACAAAUGACUGGUGCACAAGCACCAGCCCAAUCUCUGGCAAUUGGGACCCCUGGGAUAUCAGCCUCUCCAUUGCUUGCAGAAUUUACCAGUCCAGAUGGAGCUCAUGCUAAUGCUUUGAUUAAUGUUCCUGGGAAAUCAAGCAUCACGGAACAGCCCAUUGAGCGUCUGAUGAAAGCAGUGAAGUCUAUGUCACCUCAAGCAUUGAGUGCAUCUGUGAGUGACAUUGGUUCAGUUGUCAGUAUGAUUGAUAGGAUUGCAGGAUCAGCACCAGGUACUGGAUCUAGAGCAGCAGUUGGUGAGGAUUUGGUUGCCAUGACAAAGUGUCGUCUGCAGGCAAGAAAUUUCAUCACUCAAGAUGGAAUAAGUGGAACAAGGAAGAUGUGGCGCUACACAAGUGCCAUGCCCUUAAGUGUUGUCUCAUCAGCUGGAUCUGACAGCCUUAAGCAAUUAAGUGGUUUAGAGACAUCUGAACUGGAGUCCACUGCAUCAUCGGGUGUGAAGAGGCCUAGAAUAGAGGCUAAUCGUUCCCUUCUGGAAGAGAUAAGGGAAAUAAAUCAGCGAUUUAUAGACACAGUGGUUGAUAUUAGUGACGAAGAUGUUGAUCCAACUACAGCUGCUGCUGAAGGAGGUGAAGGAACUAUUGUUAAGUGCUCUUUCAGUGCCGUGGCUCUGAGUCCAAACUUGAAAUCACAAUAUGCUUCAGCACAAAUGUCACCAAUUCAGCCCUUACGAUUAAUGAUUCCCACGAAUUAUCCAAAAUGCUCGCCAAUACUCUUAGACAAGUUUCCAGUUGAAAUCAGUAAGGAGUAUGAAGAUCUCUCAAUGAAAGCAAAGUCCAGGUUUAGCAUAUUUCUCAGAAGCCUUUCACAACCUAUGUCACUUGGGGAGAUAGCAAGGACCUGGGAUCUCUGUGCCCGUGCAGUUAUCUCCGAGCAUGCCCAGCAAAGUGGCGGUGGCAGCUUCAGCUCAACAUAUGGGACUUGGGAAAACUGCUUGAGCGCUGCAUGAUCGUCCUCUGUCUUACUGGACAGCUGUCUCUGCCGUCGGUAUCAGGGCAUUUGUAAAGAGACGUAGUGUAGUCAUAUAUGUUGUCCAUCUUUCCUUAUGUUCAAUCUCUGAGCUUGAAUAAUAUGCAUCAUUAUACAUAUCUAUAACAGGCUGUUAUCAUGUCUGUCUGUAGCCAUGCUGCUGCUGUUGUUUGUAUGAAUUACCAGAUUGGUUUUUGUGUAUUAUCUCAAUCGUACUCAUUCUCCGCCUCUCUUUAUUCUCAACCCUGAGAAUAAGGAGAGGCGGAGAAGAAUCGGACUGAAACUAAUUACCGAUGUCAAUAAUUAUUUUUUGAUGCGGAUAAUCAUUUCUUGGUGCCGUUAAAUGUCA